This is a messenger RNA of Parascedosporium putredinis, 1521 nucleotides long. The record is from the annotation of a GenBank genome assembly. NCBI's taxonomy places the organism in Eukaryota, Fungi, Ascomycota, Sordariomycetes, Microascales, Microascaceae.
AUGUCUCCGUCCGCCCCUACUGAGCCGACACGAUCGCUGGCGACUGGGGCGAAGAAGAAGAGUGGUAAAAAGAAGAAGAACGCCAACAAACCAAAGGAUCCUGUGGGCACGAGCAAUGGCGAGGCUCAACUUGGCGACAACGACGAGGGCGGCUCCGAAGUUGCUGAAACCCCUGUUCAGAAAUCUACCAGCAACGGCCACCCAGCCGCCCCCGAACCGACCCCCGCCGAGUCGAAACCAGACCCUGCCCCAGGUCCGAUACCCAUGGCGGAAGACAGCGAAUCCCUCCGUGCGGAGGUUGAGCAAUUAAGAAAGCAGCUCGAUGACCUCAAUAAAACCCAUAACGAAGAAGUCGAGGAGCUCAAAGCGGAAGUGGAAGAGGCCAAUUCAGCGAGAGAGAAUGCAGAGGAGCAAUACCAGACAUUAUUAGGACGCGUUGAGAAGAUAAAAUCUACACUAAGCGACCGUCUAAAACGUGAUCGGGAAGAGCUAGAGGAGAGCAAGGACCGGGUCGAGGAGCUCGAGUCUCAGAACGAAGAGCUGAGGAAUAAGUCUUUGGCGGCCGAGGAUGAAUCCACCAAGCUAAAGGAGGAGCUGUACGAGGCGGAGCGUGAACUCGCGAGCUUGCGGAGUCGUAACAAUCUCUCGGCGCAGAACUGGAUGAAGGAAAAGGAUGACUACUCCAAGCUCAUCACACAUCUAAAGGAGGAGGUCGGCAUGACAACCAAUGCGAUGGGCGAGUGGGAGGUUAUUGCUAUGGAGGAGAGGUCUGUGAAGGAGGAUCUUGAGGGCAAGGUUGCCGAGCUCGAGAGCCAGAUCUCUUCGGUGCAGCAAGCAUAUUCCAACGCCAUAGCCGAUCGUGAUUCGCAGUCCGAAGCCGUGGAGAAACUUCAGUCAGCCCUCCAAGAGAUACAAGAGGCAAGGAGAAAGGAGCUUCGUGAGAUGGUGGAGCAGGUUCAGCAACUGGAGAAGAAUGUGCAGGAUGCCGAUACCCGUGUGCAAAAGGUGGAAGAAGAGAAGGUCAAGCUGGACCAAGAGCUAGAACGCUGUGUGCCAUUUGAAAAGGAGGUCAAAGAAAAGAACCUCCUCAUUGGAAAGCUGCGACAUGAAGCCAUUAUCCUCAACGACCACUUAACAAAGGCCUUGAGGCAAAUCGUCACGAACCAAGUACUCCACUUCCUUACUCUCGAUCGCUCCGAUCCUAAGCGCUUCCAGAUCCUCCAGGUUAUGGCUGGCUACCUUGGCUGGACUGACGAGCAGCGCGAGCAAGCCGGGCUCGCACGUCCCGGCACUUCAAUGGGAAGUCUCAAGCUCCCGCUAUCACCCUUCACGCGAACACCUAGCACCGCUUCUCUCCACGCCGACUUCAUCACGGAGCAUUCGAGCGGCAAGGAAUCCCUAGCGGAACUCUGGGCUGGUUUCCUUGAGAGGAGCGCGGAAGAGGGUGCCGACGAGCGGUCAAGGAAAGACAGUGCUUCAAGCGCGGCAACAGCUGCCACGAGACCCGACGCCAAGGGCUAG